This is a messenger RNA of Aplysia californica (California sea hare), 2813 nucleotides long. Its product is annotated as nuclear cap-binding protein subunit 1-A. The record is from RefSeq and is a predicted model, not a curated record. NCBI's taxonomy places the organism in Eukaryota, Metazoa, Mollusca, Gastropoda, Aplysiida, Aplysiidae. Gene Ontology annotation, molecular function: mRNA binding; protein binding; RNA cap binding. The transcript is spliced from 24 exons. The coding region runs from base 142 to 2529 and encodes 795 amino acids. Gene Ontology annotation, biological process: nuclear-transcribed mRNA catabolic process, nonsense-mediated decay; mRNA export from nucleus. Gene Ontology annotation, cellular component: nuclear cap binding complex; nucleus.
GGCAACCUCGUACAACAACGAUUUUACUUUUUCGAUAGGCUGCUUGCCUUGUGCUGCUGCGACUCGAAUUUCAUUCAACCCUCAAAUCAAAGUGAAACUGAGAAUUGAAAACUCGCGUUCGACGUACCUGAACGAUCAACCAUGGACAGAAGAAGACGGAGAACGGAUUCUAUGAGUGAUGACGAAGAUGAUGACAGAGGCAGGAAGAGGAGGAGGAUAGCAACUGAUGGUGGCGUGGACAUUGAAGACAGACUGGAGUCUCUUAUCACUCGUGUCGGAGAAAAGAGUACAUCCUCCCUGGAAAGCAAUUUAGAGGGCCUGGCUGGUGUGCUUGAAGCAGAUAUUCCAAACUAUAAACACAAAAUUAUGAAAAUUUUGUGUGAAUGUGUUGUGAAAUUGCCUGAAAAACUGACUGUGUACACAACACUAGUGGGUUUGUUGAAUGCCAAGAACUAUAAUUGUGGUGGAGAGUUUGUUGAGAUGCUGGUGAGGAAUCUGAAAGAGGCUUUGAAGACUGGAGAAUUUGAAAAUGCCAGAAUGAUGGUUCGAUUUUUGUCAGACUUGGUCAACUGUCAUGUGCUUGUGGCUGCAUCUCUCAUACAAAUGUAUGACAGCUUUGUUGAAGUUACACUGGAGGAUAACAUCCCUCAAGUUCGUUCAGACAUCUAUGUUUAUUUGGUGCUUUCAUCUCUACCCUGGGUUGGGCGUGAGCUGUAUGAGAAAAAAGAGAAAGAGUUGGAUGCUGUGCUUUCCACCAUCGAUAAUUAUCUGAGCAAAAGGCAAAAGAUUCAUUUGCCGGCUCUGAAGGCUUGGUCUAAUGAUGGACCUCACCCACAAGAGGAGUAUCUGGACUGUCUUUGGGCUCAGAUCAAGAACUUGCGAAAUAGCAAGUGGAUUGAGAAGCAGCUGAUUCGACCAUAUCUGGCCUUCGAUAGUGUUCUUUGCGAUGCUCUCCAGCAUACUCUCCCCCAGAUCAUUCCCCCAUCUCACAACAAGUCAAUGACCUACCCCUUGCCCAGGGUGGUGUUCAGAUUGUUUGACUACACAGAUGUUCCACAGGGUACGGUGCUGCCCGGCAGUCAUGCUAUUGAACGCUAUCUGAUCGAGGAACAGCUGAACAGAAUCAUUCACACAAACAAUUUGGAAAGGAAAGAAUGUGCUGCAGCGCUUCUAGGGUAUCCAGCAAAGAAUAAGAUUCCUUUGAACUACAUGAUUGUGGAGGUCAUGUUUGGACAGUUAUUUGAGCUGCCAAGAUCCCCGUAUAUUGACUUGUUUUAUGGUGCAACUUUCAUCGAACUCUGCAAACUGCAGCCAACUUCAAUGCCAGAAGUGCUAGCCCAAGCUUCUGAGAUGUUGUUUGAGAGGAUUGAGACAAUGCAUUCCAUUUGCAUUGAACGGUUUGUCAUGUGGUUUUCCUAUCACUUGAGCAACUUCCAAUACAGAUGGUCCUGGGAUGACUGGGCUGAGUGUGUGGAGAUGGAUCCAAAUGCACCCAAGUCUAAGUUUGUGAGAGAAGUGCUGCUAAAAUGUCUCAGGUUCUCGUACCAUCAACGAGUGUCUGAAUCCGUCCCAGAUUCAUUUGCCCCUCUUCUACCUCCUGAACCAAAUCCAGUCUACAGAUACGAGCAGGAAGGAGCAGGGUCACUUCCUGGUACAACACAUGCCCACAAGCUGAUCAGCUCAAUCAAAAGUAAAUGCACCCCUGAUGAGGCUGCCAUUCUUCUCAAGGAUUUGCCAAACCAGUACCCAAAUGGUCAAGAGAAUGAAAAUCCAGCCUUCAAUCCCCUGAAGAUUGAUGUGUUCUUUGCUACUCUUCUCCAUUUGGGAUCAAAGUCUAUAAGUCAUUCGUUUGCAGCCCUUGCAAAAUUUCAUCCCAAUCUCAAGUCCUUGGCAGAAUUUGAUGAUGGGAAAGUGUGCUUACUCAAAGUUCUUUAUGAAACGUGGAAAAAUAACCAGCAGAUGAUGGUAGUUCUGGUGGACAAAUUGUUGAGGACGGAAGUUGUUGACUGUUCAUCUGUUGCAAACUGGCUCUUUUCUUUCGAGAUGCAGCAUGAUUUUACAAGCUUUUAUGUGUGGGAGAUUAUGCACAGCACCAUUAAGAAGAUGAGUCGGCAUGUUGACCAGCUCCAGCAUGAAGUGGAUGAAGCUCAUGACAAACAGGAAGCUGUGAAAAGGAAGGAGGCAGAUGGUCUAGACCUGGGUGACGAGGAUGUGCCCAGUGAUGAAGCCAUUGAAAGAAUGGAAGAGAAACUGGAAGCUGCCACAAGCGCUCAGAAAAAUCUGUUCCUCGUUAUUUUCCAGAGAUUCAUGAUUGUUCUAACUGAGCAUUUGGCAAGGUGCGAAUCUGCGUCAGUGGACUACAACACCCCGUGGUUUAAGUGGGUCAUUGAGCGACUACAGCAAGUUUUUCUAGUGCAUCAUGAGCUAGUGUACCGCUAUGUCAGCACACUGGAGCUCCUUCUCUUCACAAGUGACAUUGACAUCCACAUUUUAGAAGUUUUCCAACAGUUUUGUGCUCUUCGUUCAUGAGAGCGUAUCCCGUAAUUUGUAUUGUCUAUAUAUGUGUUGUGGUUACAAUUGUCAGUUAUUUUGAGCUGUAGUGUUUAUUAGGGGUUUUGAAAAAUGAGGUGCGUGGUCGAAGGGCGGAGGUCUCAUCUCUUAUAAUAUGGUUAUUUGUGUUAAAAAAACACGCAUAGAUGGUGCAAACAAUUCGUAUGAAGCAAAAGGGUGUCACUAGGGCAGGUCUAAUCAAACCUGACCGCAAAUUCACUUACCGAGGUAGCUAUAAGAUGAGAGAAAGAUAAAUAAAGAGA